AUGACAGUCGUCCCGCAGCCUCCCUACCCCCUUCACGAGUCGAUUCGGGAUCGGCUGCACCCCGAGUACGUCGCCUUCUACAACCAGUUCAUCAUCAACCAGCAGCAGGUACACUACCAACCCGUCACCGCGUCGCGGACCAGCGGUAUAUUGAUUCCUGGCGGCGGCCCGGUGGUCGAUGUCGGCAAAGUAGAGGACAUCAGUGUCAAGCGAUCGGAGACGGAGGGGCCUGAUAUCCCCGUGCGUGUCUUCACACCCCCUGGGGAGCGACCAGAAAACGGCUGGCCCGUUUGUCUCUAUUUCCAUGGCGGGGGGUGGGUGCUUGGUAACAUCAAUACGGAGAACACGGUGUGCAGCAAUGUCUGUCUACGGGGGAAGUGUGUCGUUGUGACGGUUGACUAUCGACUUGCUCCUGAAUAUCCAUUCCCCGCUGCAGUUCAUGACUGCUGGGAGGCCCUCCUCUGGUUGGUUUCAAGUGCGACAGCAUCUGCACUGUCCAUCGAUACGUCUAAGCUGCUGGUUGCGGGCUCUUCAGCCGGCGGGAAUCUCGCAGCGGUCAUGACGCAUAAGGCCCUUGCCCUCUCUCAAGGAGACAGCGAAAGUCAUCGACCAAUCCGGAUUGUCAAACAGGUGCUGGUAGUCCCCGUGAUGGACAACACCGCCACAGUCGCCAACAACUGGUCAUGGCGAGAGUUUGAACAUACUGCGGCCCUGCCUGCAGCCAAGAUGAUGUGGUACCGCAACCACUAUCUGCCCAUUGAGACGGACCGGGCCAACCCCGAGGCCAGUCCCCUGUUGUACGAUGACGAUGAUAACUGGUCCAAACUGGCCCCGGCAGUGAUUAUCGUUGGUGAGUUGGACGUCCUGCGUGGAGAGGGCGAGACAUAUGCCGAGAAACUCCAGCGGGCUGGGGUCCCGGUCGACUUGCAUCUCAUGCAGGGCAUGCCGCAUCCGUUUCUAGCCAUGGAUUCAGUGUUGCAGGCUGGAAAGACGGCCAUCACCCUGUUUUGUGAGGCUGCGUUGAGUGCCUUUUAUUGA
Penicilliopsis zonata CBS 506.65 is the source of this 1038-nucleotide messenger RNA. RefSeq lists its product as hypothetical. Bases 1 to 1038 code for a protein of 345 amino acids. NCBI's taxonomy places the organism in Eukaryota, Fungi, Ascomycota, Eurotiomycetes, Eurotiales, Aspergillaceae. Gene Ontology annotation, molecular function: hydrolase activity. The record is from RefSeq and is a predicted model, not a curated record. The transcript has 2 exons.